Molecule: messenger RNA, 10608 nt
Organism: Hypanus sabinus (Atlantic stingray)
Lineage: Eukaryota; Metazoa; Chordata; Chondrichthyes; Myliobatiformes; Dasyatidae
Gene: kdrl
Product: kinase insert domain receptor like
Exons: 30
Coding region: 410-4408 (1332 amino acids)
Biological process (GO): vascular endothelial growth factor receptor signaling pathway; positive regulation of kinase activity; multicellular organism development
Cellular component (GO): plasma membrane; signaling receptor complex
Molecular function (GO): ATP binding; vascular endothelial growth factor receptor activity
Source: RefSeq, a predicted model, not a curated record
GUUCUGACGGUAAGGGGCUCCCUCUGGCAGAAGCUGACGUAGCUUCUUCCCGUUGCUUUACACUAUAAAGGAUCUGCAGGCUGAGAAACAGGCUAGCACCACCUAAACUCAGCUCACAUUUCAUUGCACUGUGCAGUCAGAUAGGAAGCAACCCAGCAACUUUAAACAAUGUUCCUCUCCCUCACUGGGAUUUGCUUUGUGGUGGAGUUAUGAUGAAACAUUCGAGAGUCUAUGGGAAAUUGAAAGUUUCACCAAGUGAAAAACUCAAGACCUGAGUAAGGAAAAGACGCAGCACCUGUCUCUUUUGGAACUUUUUGAGCGCAUAAUUUGGAUUUCACUGAAUUGUUACAGAAGUGUAACUGGCACUAUCAAGAAGAGCGAUUCAAGAAUAUCUUCGGCUGGAGUAAAGAUGUACCUCAGAUUGUUCUCAGCAGUGGUCUUCUAUAUUCAGUGGAGAUUCAUUUUGAUCGAAGGUUCACCUCAAGUCAAACUAACUGCACCACAACUGUCUGUAUCUGAGGAGCAGCUGGUCAUUGAAGUAAAUGGAACGUUCAUUGUUACAUGCAGGGGGCAGGCAUCCUUGAUCUGGUCUGGACCCAAUUAUCCUAAUGCUAUGAAAAACAGACUGACAGUAACCAACGACAUGUGCGAUGACAACAGGGAGUACUUUUGCAGUAACCUGAUGUUAAUGAACGCUGCUCGCAACAAUACUGGGUACUACACUUGUAAAUAUGCCAAUUCUACAGCCCGUGAAAGCCAGAUCUAUUUAUUUGUGAGAGAUCCUCAAAGUCCAUUUUUGCAGCCUUAUCUUCAGUAUCCCAAAUUCAUCAAGGUGAAUCAAAGCAGUGAGACUGUGGUGAUCCCCUGCCGAGUCACAGCACCAGACUUAAAGGUCACCCUGCUGAUGGGAGACACUGAAUUUAAAACCGAUGAAGAAAAUACCAUAUGGGAUCCUAAACAAGGUUUUAUCUUACGAGAUCCUAAACGUGCUCGACAUGGCAUGCUGGAUUGCAAGACCAUUGUUGAUAAUCAGACCUACACGUCCCACUAUAUGAUGCUCAUAGAAGUUGAAGGAGCAGAUUCUGUUCAGCUUAAUAUGAGUGCACGAAUGAAGGUGCUGGUGGGUGACGAGCUGCACAUCAGAUGUCUGGCAAAGAUGAAAUGGAAUUCCAGACCUGAGUUUCAAUGGGAUUACCCCACCAAAAUGACAAAUCGAUCUGUUUCAAUUAAUAAUAUAAGGCUACACAAUGGAAGAACAUAUGAAAGCAUCCUGACACUGAAGAACAUUCAGCUCAGUGACAAAGGAAGCUAUGUGUGCAAAGUCCGUAAUAAAAAUAUAUCAGAAAGCAAGACAAGAGUAAUUGUCAUUGAGAGCCCUUACAUUGAAGCAGAGUUCAAAAAAAGGAGUCCUUUGUGUGUAAAAGCUGAUCACAGACCCAGAAAACUACCUGUGAAAGUCAAUGCAUUCCCACUUCCAGAAGUAUCCUGGUACAAAGAUGGAAAACUCAUUGGACAGAAUCAGUCCUGUUAUGUCCAAGACCGCUAUACAUUAAAAAUAUUGUCUGUAUCAGCAAAGGAUGAAGGGAACUAUACUAUUUCAUUGAACAACAAGCGACAUAACCUGCAUAAGAACCUUACCAUCACACUACAAGUCUGUGAAAAACCACAGAUUAUUGAAAAGAAUGUGGCUUCCUCAGAUCAAAAAUUUUAUCAACUAGGGGAAAGCCACAUACUGUCCUGUACUGCCACUGGAUUUCCAGUUCUCCACUUCUACUGGCAGUGGCAGCCUUGUGAAACCGGAUCAUCCACAUGUAAGCCAAGAAGUGAUGAAAACCUUAACAUCUCCCAUACGGAGACAAGUUGGGCCAACAAAAUUACAAUUUCGCCUGAGAAGAGCAUUGUGUUGCAGAAUGAAACUAAGAUUACAAGCACCCUGACGGUGAUUGAAGGCAAAGUCUCAGGAAUUUAUUACUGUGUGGCUUCGAACGAGCUUGGCAUGGACAGAAGAAAAAUUAACUUCUAUAUUACAAAUCAGUCAGAUAUCUUGCAUCUUGAUGCAAAUGUCAAUACAUCAUGGAUACAAGGAGACGAUUUAACACUCACCUGUGAAGUCAGAAAAUACUACGAAAAGGAGGUUUCAUGGUAUUACCAGUCAUUUGAGAAUUCCUCAGAGGUUCAACUGAAUUGUUUCACCCAAAGGAUUGAAGGAACCUACUCCAUUUCACUGGUUCUCAAUAUCAGAAACGUGACAACAAGCAACAGUGGAAUUUACAAGUGCAAAGCGAUAGAUAGAGCUUGUGGGAACAAGUGCGAGAGGAGUACCAAUGUUUACAUAGAAACUAAAACUGCCCCAACUGUGCAGAAAAACUUGACAAAUAUGGAGGUCAACAGCAGCAGUACUGUGAUCCUAAACUGUGAUGUCACAGGACGGCCCUUCCCUGUCAUCACCUGGUACAAAAAUGAGAGGCAGGUUCUUCCAGCUUCAGGCAUAACUUUGGAAUCAGGAAACAAAACCUUGAUCAUCGAGAGAGUUGAACAUGAUGAUGAAGGAGAAUACAAAUGCAAGGCGACAAAUGAGAAGGGAACAGUGGAAAUCUCAGCAAACAUAUCUGUUCUAGGGUCAGAAGAAAAGUCCAACUUGGAGCUGAUAAUCUUGGUGUGCACAGGCGUGGCAGCCACACUCUUCUGGCUUUUACUCACACUUUUUAUUCGGAAACUCAAUAAGCCACGCAGCGCAGAUGUUAAAACAGGGUAUCUGUCAAUUAUAAUGGAUCCAGAUGAGGUGCCAUUAGAUGAGCAGUGUGAACACUUCCAGUAUGAUAGCUCAAAAUGGGAGUUUCCCAGAGACAGGCUCAAGCUUGGCAAAACACUGGGACUUGGUGCAUUUGGCAAAGUGGUGGAGGCAUCUGCCUUUGGGAUCGAUAAGUCAUCAACCUGUAAAACUGUGGCUGUGAAAAUGCUGAAAGAGGGGGCUACUGCCAACGAGUGUAAAGCACUUAUGUCAGAGCUGAAAAUCCUUAUCCACAUCGGCCACCAUUUAAACGUAGUGAACAUACUUGGAGCCUGUACCAAGCCUGGAGGACCUCUGAUGGUAAUUGUAGAAUAUUGCAAGUAUGGAAAUCUGUCCAACUACCUCAGGAACAAAAGGAAUGAUUUCAUUUUAAUCAAGUGUCAGAAGAAUGUCAGCCAGCCUGAGACACUCAGCGAUGAGACCAGCCCUGACAUCCUGGAGAGCACAAAGCGUAGACUGGAGAGUGUGGCGAGCACAGGAAGCUCCACGAGUUCCGGAUUUGUGGAAGAUAAGAGUUACAGUGACACAGAAGAGGAAGAGGAAGAUGGUGAAGACCUCUACAAACGGCCCUUGGCCAUGGAAGACCUGAUUUGUUACAGUUUCCAAGUGGCAAAGGGCAUGGAGUUUUUGGCUUCAAGGAAAUGCAUCCAUCGGGACCUGGCAGCACGAAAUAUCCUCUUGUCCGGAAACAACGUUGUAAAGAUCUGUGACUUUGGCCUGGCUCGUGAUAUUUACAAAGAUCCAGAUUAUCUGCGAAAGGGAGAUGCCCGGCUGCCACUCAAAUGGAUGGCCCCAGAAUCUAUAUUUGAUAAAAUCUACACAACUCAGAGUGAUGUCUGGUCUUUUGGAGUGCUGUUGUGGGAAAUAUUUUCCUUGGGUGCCUCUCCAUAUCCAGGGGUCCAGAUAGAUGAAGAAUUCUGCCACAGAUUAAAAGAAGGGACAAGAAUGAAACCUCCUGAAUAUUCCACACCAGAAGUCUAUCAGACAAUGUUAGAUUGCUGGCAUGAAGAGCCUGGAGAAAGGCCCAACUUCAGUGAGCUGGUGGAACAACUGGGAAAUCUUCUGCAGGCCAAUGUCCAGCAGGAUGGAAAGGAUUACAUCCCUUUGAACAUUACGAAGCAAACAAAUUCAAGCCUCUCCACUGCAGACCCCAACCUCACAGAAGAUAUAGCAAACCCAAAAGUUAAUUGCAAUAGCACAGGAAACAUUGGGCUCAGCUGCAACAAUCCAAAGAAGAGGCCACUGAGUGUGAAAACAUUUGAAGAUGUCCCUGUCGAUAACAAGACUACUAUAAUGCACCAGGAAGGAGAAUCUGAUAGUGGAAUGGUGCUGGCUUCUGAUGAACUGAAGCGUCUGAAGCACAUAGAAACGAGACCCUGCUCUUUUGGACUAAUUACGUUAGCAAAGAGAGCGAUCAGUAAAAGUAAGGAGUCUGUAUUGUCUGAGGCAGAUAACCAUGUCAACCCAUUGCAGCCCGAUGUGUGUAACACAGAGGAUGAAGGCUUGGAUUUUGCACUGGAAGAUUCAGUUCUGUUACCAAUGGACCAGACACUGGAAUGCCACAGCCCACCACCUGAUUACAACUCUGUCAUUCGCUAUACCACUCCACCAGUUUGAAUAAACUGGCAUUUCCAACCCCAACCAUAUUGCAACUGUAACCCCCAAGGACUGUACAACAGCACAAUUUCCUGAAAGACUGUUAACUGAAUUCAUUGUUGGUUGGACAGACCUAGAUUAAGCAACGGAUUUAAGAUCUAUCAUAACAACUAAUGUUAAGAUCGCAGUAUUCAAUCACUAAAAUAUAGACCCGCAGUGACUCGAACAGGCCCCAGACAAGAUAGCCCACACCCAACCCUAACAUAUGAUUGCAGUCUGUGAAUCACAUGCGGUAGUGAAAGCAUGUUCAAUGAUUUCAGUGAGUCACAGGAAUAUCACUUAAAAAUAGAUUCUUCCUGCAUGAAAAUCAGGGCAAGAAGCUGAAAAAUGAGUUAGUCUCUGCUCAGCAAAGGUUUUUACAGGUGCAUGUAUGAACCCCACCUUCUGUUAGCAUCUGGAAUUUUUUUGUUGCUGACUCAGCUUCCUUUUUCAAGUAAAAUUCCCAACUGGAUUUAUUACCCAAACUAUGUUAAUGUCUUCUUGCAAGAGUUGACUAACUUGUCACAUGAUAAUGCUAGCAGCUGUCAAUGAACUAAUGAACACUAAAAGAGGUAUGCAAAAUCAAUGGACUGCAAUGUUGCAUCAAUGAUCACAAGGUGCUUGAAAAACUGGCUGUGAGUUCAGAUCUAAGUCCCUACAUCCCUCAACCAGUUGAAAAUGAACUCGCCCUCCAAAUGAAGUACAUCUCACAUCCAAUAGGGAGUCCUGGUUUCUUCGGUUUGAUUUAUGCCUCAACAAAUCGUGCACAAUGAAUGCAUUGUCUAUGAUUUUUAAAAUAGAGCUAGGUAACUGAGAGAGCCAAACUACAAUAAAGGAAAAUAUAUAGAGGUCAUUUGAGAGGAAACAUGGAAGAAAAAAGGGUCAAUUAAAACAGGUAAAAAAGAACAUAUUGAACAUAUAAAAGAACAUAUAACUCCUUUCAACACUUGCCCCUCCGCACCAUCCCCACUACCUGUGCAAAAUGCAAUAUAUCCCCAAUAAGAUUUGCUCUAAUCUCUUGAUUAUGACCUGUGUAAUAUUUCCACUUGUUCAUUCCCUAAUCCCAAACACGUUAAUAUGAAUUGAGUUGUUCCCGCCAUCAUAGUGUGGGCAUAUAGUGUUUAAUCAUGUUGAGCAAAGUACUUACGUUGUGUAUUUGGAGAAAACACUGAGCUCUCAAAGUGAGAACAAGAGUGCCAAGUGUUUCAGAGGCAAAAAAAUUGUCCUUGAAUUUAGUUCUCCUCAAAAGAUCAAGCGAUCCCAGGAGUGAGAUCAUUCCCUUCUUCCAUUUCCGCUCUCUCCAGGGAUCAGGAAAGCAACUAUAAAGUAUUCAAGAUGGUUAAGUGUCAAUGUGUUUUGUACAUUUCUAGUGACACUAAAGAAAGCUAUUGGCCUAUUGGGUGUAUGCCUGCUCCCAGAGGAGAAAUCCCAUCAGUCCCACACCUACUUGCCUUAUUUCCCUGUAACCAAGCAAAUUUUCUCUGCCUACAAUCUCAUUAACUCUCCUUUGAUUUUCAUGCAGGAAACCAUGAAUCAAUUUAUAGUUACUAUUUUUAACCGUUUUAACAAAUAUUAAAUAAGUAUAAAAACAAAUAGAAUCUGAAUAAUUAUAAAUUAAUCUAUUGAUAUAUUUUUAAAUUUUAAAAUCCCUUUGCUUAGAAAUUCAUCCCUGGUUAACCAGAUACCAUGGCUCUAAUAUGCCUCUGCCACUGAAAGUCUCUCCUAAUGGAAAUGCUACAGCCACUGAGCAUACUAUUAACUGCAGAUGAAUAUUUAGGCAUAUAUAUUGCAAUACUAAAUAUAAGUAAAUUACAAUAUCAGUUUUUUUAGGUCUACAUACUUUAUUAAGUAGUAAUUAAUGGCUUACAUUAAAAAAUCAUUUGAACCUAGGGCAGCUAAGUAAGAUUUUCAGGAUAUUUUAUUGCGGGACUAGUUCAAAGGUGGUUUAUAACCUCAUCAUUUUAAGUGAUUUCAGGUAAUGAACGGAGAGGAAUUACAAAAUAGGACAGUUAGUGAAGACAUGUUCAGUUAUUAACAGUAAUGCCAGUAUUUCUGUAUUGGGCUGCUAAUGCGCAAAGAUCUUAAAGCUCUUGUCAAUUUCACCAUGUAACAAUGAUAGUUUUACUGUCAAUGUUUCUACAAAAUUCAACCAACAUAUUUAAGAAUUAACAUGUGCAGGGAUACAUGAAACCAUGAGUACUUUAGAACAGAAGGAAUUAAUUCAAUCAGCAAUGAUACAAGGGAGUAUUUUACAUUUUGUAUUUUCUAAGGAAUGUCAAAGAAUUUGAGUAGUACCCUCAUUUAUGACAAGGUUAUUAUUGGACAUUAACAAUUAAAUUAUGGAGCUAAACAUUUCUUCCCCUCAUUACUUAUUUCUCCAUCUUCAAAUAGUUGUGAUAAUUAGCAAAGAAAUAAAACUGACCUGAGUCUUAGUACAGAUGCUAGUGGGAGCGAGAAACAGACAGCAACUUAAUUUAAAAUCAUCUAACUUACCAUUUACAAAGUAUUUUUAAAUUUGACAUGUUUUGUCUAACUGAUUGAUCUUAUUCCUUUCUUAUGUUCUACAAAUAUAAGUAUUUAUUUAAAAGCAAUCUUACUAAUUUAACUACACCUAACAUUAUUAAUACAAUUCAAAUUGUCAAUUUUACAAUAACAUCCAAUGAAAAUAUCAAAAAAAACUAUUAAAUUAGUUAUUAAUACAGAAACAUAUUCAAUAUUAAUAAAUAGAUCAUAUAUUCUAAAGCAUUUAUAAUCCCAAGCUUAUCAAUCUGGCAGCUACAAUUUUUAGAUCUUUUCACUACAUUAUGUACUCAGUCUAAACAGAACUUUUAUAGCUGUAAUAUUUCUAUGACUCUUAGAUCAAUGUUUAGAGCAAGUGAGGUCUCAGGUAAUCAAUGGCUGCGAUAUUCCUUUUUCUAAACCUUACACUGUAGCAAAUAACAGGUAACUAUCCAAACCAUUCCAAGUAUAUUAGGGAUUCCCAGUAAUUAUAGAUGACAUUUUUCUAAAUUAAAAGGGAAAAAAAAGAUGUUACAGCCUUAAAAUCAGGGAACAUUUGCUUACUGUGAAUAUAUUGUUUCUUAAAGGAGCCCUGGAAUUGGAGACUUUUCAUUCAUGUUUGGAGAAAAUACUAAAACAAUAUUAUAAUUCACCAUAGCUUCCAAGAUGCUGGAAAGCCCAUAAAUACAACAUGAUCAGUUAAAAUAAGUCAGGUUCCAAUAGGUCUACUACAAAUACUAUAAAUAAAAUAUACUCAGUAUUGCUUUGUGAUGUUAUAAGUUUAGAUUUCUCUAUAUUUUGUGUAGAAAGGUAAAUGGAACAAAUGUACAGCAGGAGGCCAUUCAGCCUCUUUUUGCCUAUUCACUCAUUUAAGUAGCUGAUGUGGAUUCACACUUCCGCUCAUUCUGCCUGAUUUGGCUCUGAAAGACACCACAGCCUUCCCCAAAAACAAACAUAUUCACUUUAACUUCCUCUCUUUUCUACUUUGUGGAGAUUUUGAUCCAUUUAAAAUAAAUGGAUUAAUCACUGGUGGUGCUGUUGGUUGCUACUGUUAAAACAGAAAACUAUUGUCACACAGCAUGCUGUUGAAUUGUAACUUCCAAGAAAUGGGAGUCAAAAGACUACUAUGAAAAGAAGUUGUACGAUAGAUGUGAAAUAAUCAGAUUGGGGGUGUGGAAUAGAGUGAGCUUGAUGGGGCAAAGUGUGAUCUAUUUGGCUGCCAACUUUUUAUUCUUAAUUAUAAUUACUGUUUUAAAAAAAAGUUUUAAAAAUCAAUAUUACAUUAAAAUAUGUCAGGGAGCGGGCUUCAUGCAGUAAUUUGAAUGUGCAAUAAUGAUGUUCGUUAUCAUAGGAGUGUUAAUAUCUGGAGUUAUGAUAUCACCAGGACAGCUCAUGACCAUUUGUUAUUCUGUUUAUUCAAUUUUACUUACUAGUAGUUUGUAAUUAUGUACAACUAACUGAAAAGUUGUUUAUUUUGCAUAAAGUAACUAACAAUGGGGUAACAUUUGAGGAAUUAGUAAGAUUUAAGUGGUGAAUAUAGCUUUGAGGUAUGAUAAAUGAUAUUUUUUUUCUUCCGUGCAAUUUUAAUUAUUGUUAUUUUAACCAGCAAAACACCACUAACAAGUUUGCAGAUCAUAAAUUUCCUUGCUAUACAUGCCACAAACCUUGAGCUAAGUUUCUAACAUUUUCUUUGCUUGAUAUGCCUGAAGAGAUUUCAUAGAAUGAUGUUUUUACCUUUAAUGUGAAGAAGGUAAUGUUACAAGUCUAGUUAGCAAGCAUGGAGAUUUAUGCUGUUAAAGUCAAUUAUUUCCAGUGACCUGAAGCUCACACAGAUAGAGAAUGAAGGGUCUUGGUUAGAGUGAGGCAAAUUCAUAUGAUAUUUCCAGUUGUUUUCAUGAUGGAUACUGUACAUCUGAGCAUGAGACAAUUCCCUUCCCUAGCCCUCAUUCACAUAGUAAAUUCAAGCAUAUCACUGGCCACUAGAGUUGUCAAAACCAGCAGAAAAUGGAAGAUAACUGCAAAUUUCAAUAAUAUUAAUUGUAUUUCUAAUUCCUAAAAAAUCCUAAAUAUGAAUAUGAUAAUUUUAUUCCUGUUCAUUUCUCCAACACUAAUUUUGCUCUAUGUUGCUAAUUCUAACGGGCAGCUCUUGACCUUUUACAGGUGUGGGUGAGGUGCUUACUCUCAUGGUCAUUUUCUUGUCAUUCACCCACAUGUAGCUGACAAGCAGCAGGCAAGUUUUGUAAGGUAUAAGAAGGAGACAGCAGGGACAAAACUAGAAAAUUCCUGCUGAAUUAUACACUAAUGUUAUAUUAUUGGGAGAGAAAUUCAUCUUCAGUGUCUGAUUUUAAAUGGGUACAAGUUGUCUGCCAAGGUGCCAAGGGAACAUCAGGAGGGAUAUUCAGUUGAUAGCCUGUGUUUAUGCUACUGUUGGUAACCAAAGACAAAAUAUCUACCCUAUUGUUCCCAAUUGACUUAAGAUUGUCUUAUUACUAAGUUGCAUCAAGCUGGUUGUGGGAGUAUUCUCCUCUAACCUCCGAGAUGAUAGUUAAUAGGUGUAGUUAUGAGGUUACUUGAGAGCAUUUUAGUUUACCAAGAGUCAGCUGAGAUAUUUUGCAGGGAGGGUUUCACGUUUAACUUAUGAUUUUCAAACCAUAAGUCAACCUCAGCAUAUUUGUAAAUGUGGCUCACAACAUAGUUCAAAUAAUGCAAAACAUUUAAACAGUCACUUGGUUUGUGGGAGUUUCUAUCUGCCUGCUGUUAGAUCUGUGAGAAUAGAAAUUAACGUUUGGUCACUAUUUCUAUACUAUCGGCUGUAAUCCCCUCUGUAAUUCUCAGGAGUGGUAGGGUGACAAAGAUUAAUCUUUUAGUAUUGACCAAAGGUGAAUUUCAAACCCUUGAAUUUCAACCACCAUUUGAAUCACCCUUGAAUUUCACCUCAUUUUAAAAUGGAAUAAGGUGUCAGAAAUGCCAGUCUGUUACUUAGUUUCAUUUCUUGCAAUCUAAUGACUUUUUUUGAACUAACAUUAUAUUUUCAAAGAAAACUAAUGUUCCAAUAAUAAAUGGGAAUGUUUUGUGUAACAAUUUUCAGGGGACUAUUGUAGUCAUCACGUAAAACUGCUCACUUUCUACAUACUUUACUGACAGUUCAAAAAGGGACAUGUAAGCCAUCCAUGUAGAAUCACCUCCCUUCUAAUGCUCAAUCUAUACAUUAUUAAUUCUCAAACCCAUAAAUCAAAGUUCUUUUCUAAGCUUUGAUUUAUCUUUGCUUUUAAACUGAAAUGUGAUGUAGUGUAAAGGGUUUGCUUCUGAAUCCUUUACAAAUGCUUUCAGGACAGGCUAAUCCUUUGUAUUAAAGAUUGAUAUCUAUUCAUGUCAAGGCAACUUCCUUCUCGAAGAACCACUUGUUUUAAAGUGCCAUACACCUCAUUUUAAAUUUAUUUUCUUAAGAAUCGGCAAUGAAUUGUCAUUUACUUGCGGGGGAGAAAAAGAGGAUUGUCAUUGUAUUAUCUGUGUAAGAUUGUAUGCACUGGAGGACCUUUGUAUUUCAUAUAUAACCUAAGCUCCACUAGAGCUAUUAACAAAACAUAUAUAAGUUUACAUAUAUUUAUAGCAUUUAUUUGUUCAGUGUUUCUGUCUUUUAAAUUCAGAAUAAAUAUUGCUAAGUGACUUAGCAAGUAAAUGUA